Messenger RNA from Parastagonospora nodorum SN15, 1416 nucleotides. RefSeq lists its product as hypothetical. Gene Ontology annotation, biological process: glycoprotein catabolic process; SCF-dependent proteasomal ubiquitin-dependent protein catabolic process. Bases 1 to 1416 code for a protein of 471 amino acids. The record is from RefSeq and is a predicted model, not a curated record. Gene Ontology annotation, cellular component: cytoplasm; SCF ubiquitin ligase complex. The transcript has a single exon. Lineage: Eukaryota; Fungi; Ascomycota; Dothideomycetes; Pleosporales; Phaeosphaeriaceae. Gene Ontology annotation, molecular function: protein binding; ubiquitin protein ligase activity.
AUGACUUCCUCUGCAUCAGGUGGCAGUCUGAAUACCACGGCUGCGUCGCAGCUGCCUUCAUGGCUCUCACGACACUUCAACUUGGGGUUUAACGACGAUGACGUAAGCGCUCUUAUUGAUUCCAUCGAUGCAAGCCAAAAUCCGCCGGCCUCCGUCGCAAAUCUUCCAGCUGAACUCCUUUUACACGUGCUGGAGUAUGUUCCUGUCGACUACAUCCUCGACUGGCGCCUGGUCUGCCGCGGCUUCCGUGACGCCAUUGAUGGGCGUACGCUGUACCACCAUCUACGACGCACUCAGCUGAUUGGUUUCGUGGGUCCACGAACCCAUUGGCCUUUGCGAAACCUGACGGACGAGCAAUAUGACCGCAUGCAAUUCCUACAUGCCACGUUCGAUCAUGUCGAAGACAGCUCUAGCUCUGCAUACGCGCAACGGGAGUCUCGCCCGAUUUGGGGUAGCACACACGCUGUCUUCAACAUCGACAUGAGCGAGUUUGUGACCGGCUCUAAUACUGAGGGAGCAGGUUCGAAAUAUGACAGCACAAUCGAAUAUGCUGACACCAUUUGGAGGAAUGCGGCAUCUCGACUUGAACUCACUGGUGCUGAAGAGGGUUUUGGCACACUGCGAUGGUGCAUCAAAGUCGACCGCGCAGUGAUUGAUUUAGAUCUCCCUCUUGAAGCAGGAAGACAUUCAUUCGAAGUCACGGUCGACAUGAAUAAGGGUACCGUUAAAGUAGCCUGGAAAGACAUGCUGUUUCGCUUCUUGAAGACCGAGGCUGCUCUUCGCCGCAUGCUUGAUCAGGUGGGUCGGCCGGAUUCCAAGGCCAAACGGACGCUGACAUCGUCUCAGCGAAGAUCUGGCCGUUUCACCUUUAACCACGCCGAAGAUUGCUUACGAGAAGUCCGUCGCCAACGCUUGCACGCGUCCCUCGAUCCAAACAACAAAGUAGAUCGUCACCUGAAGUGGUCACUCCGGCUAUUACGUCCGCUCUUCGGCAAGCCUUAUCAGGAUCAUGCACCCCUCCAAGCAGCCGAGAAUAUUGCGAUUGACGCCCUACUAUUCCUCCGUCGCCAAGCAGCCAUGAGUACAGACGAGAUUGCACGUAUGUACCAGUUGAGUGAAGAUCUCAAAACCAUGGACACAGAGUGGAAAGACCUAGAGCGAGAGUUUGAUGAGUUCAGGGCCCAUAUGUUCCCAGGCUUCGCGUAUAACAUUCCGGUCUCGACGUCACAAGAAGAGCAGGUCCCCUACAAUCCGAUCGCAUGGCCGGAUGAGUUACGCGCGCAGAUACACGAGCGAGUGAAUAAGUGGAGAAGUCAAAAGAAAGUUAUGGCCCAAAUGUGCGCCUUACUUGCGUCCUCCAACCAAGUCCUUUCUGUUUCCGAGGAUAGCUUCGAUGACCUGAGUAGCGAUAUCUGA